Salvelinus namaycush (lake trout) is the source of this 3361-nucleotide messenger RNA. Its product is annotated as serine/threonine-protein kinase TAO1-like. The record is from RefSeq and is a predicted model, not a curated record. The transcript is spliced from 19 exons. The coding region runs from base 639 to 3287 and encodes 882 amino acids. Gene Ontology annotation, biological process: execution phase of apoptosis; protein phosphorylation. Gene Ontology annotation, molecular function: protein kinase activity; ATP binding. NCBI's taxonomy places the organism in Eukaryota, Metazoa, Chordata, Actinopteri, Salmoniformes, Salmonidae.
ACGGAGAGAAGGGGACAGUAACUUCAGCACCCACCCGGGGGUAAACAGCGACAAGGACACCCAAGUGCGGCACACUAAUCGUUUUAGUCAGAACUAGGGCUGACUGUCGCGUUUCAGUUUUAACAGUUGUGGAUGGUUGUACAUAUUUUGCCCUAUGAUUGUCACUGUAGUAAGGAGGUGAAUUCUCGCCGCCGCCAUCUUUGGAAACUGAUUGGGAGGAGUGGAGAACUUCGUUGGCUGACUGGUUUAUUACCCAGCUAUUGGUAGUUAUUUUCAGGGCCUCGACUGGCCUUACUGUACACACAUUACACUUGUUUUUCGGUUGACCAAACACAACGAAUCGGCAUCGUACAACCUGGAAAAGGCUAGUUAACAAAACUCCAAUCUGUGCUCCACCUCCAGACUCGAGUCAGUUUGUUGCGUCCUUCCCUGCCUUGUUGGACAUUUGCUCCCGUUAUUCUACCUGAACCUGGCCUCUGACAGGUGCCCGUCCUCCGGCCCCUCUGGCUCCUCCUCACUGGCAGAUGAGUUGUCACCUGCUCUGGCGUAGACCCAGCUGCGCUCCAACGGCCAGAUAGUCUGCUGGCCCCACCCCCUUUCCCCAACCUGCCGGGAGACAGCAAACUACAUUACCCAGCAUGCCAUCCACUGUGCGGGCGGGCAGUCUGAAGGACCCGGAUGUAGCCGAGCUGUUCUUCAAGGAAGACCCUGAGAAACUGUUCUCUGACCUCAGAGAGAUAGGUCAUGGCAGCUUUGGAGCAGUCUACUUUGCGCGGGAUGUGCGAACUACGGAGGUGGUGGCCAUCAAGAAGAUGUCCUACAGCGGGAAGCAGUCCAACGAGAAAUGGCAGGACAUCAUAAAAGAGGUGAAAUUUCUCCAGAGGAUUCAACAUCCCAACAGCAUAGAGUACAAGGGCUGCUACCUACGAGAAAACACAGCAUGGCUGGUGAUGGAGUACUGUCUGGGCUCCGCUUCUGAUGUUCUAGAAGUUCAUAAAAAUCCCCUUCAGGAAAUGGAGAUCGCUGCCAUUACCCACGGUGCUUUGCAGGGGUUGGCCUACCUUCACUCCCACAACAUGAUUCACAGAGACAUCAAGGCUGGUAACAUCCUCCUGACGGAGCCAGGGCAGGUCAAGCUAGCUGACUUUGGCUCUGCCUCCAUUGCCUCGCCAGCCAACUCCUUUGUGGGGACUCCAUAUUGGAUGGCCCCAGAAGUGAUCUUGGCCAUGGACGAGGGCCAGUAUGACGGGAAGGUGGACGUCUGGUCCCUGGGGAUCACCUGUGUAGAACUAGCGGAGAGGAAGCCUCCUCUGUUCAAUAUGAACGCUAUGAGUGCCUUAUACCACAUAGCGCAGAAUGAGAGCCCUACGCUGCAGUCCAGCGACUGGACGGAUUACUUUAGAAACUUUGUUGAUUCCUGCCUUCAGAAAAUCCCCCAGGAUAGACCCAAGUCUGACCAUCUACUAAACGAGGAAGAGGAGGGUUACCAUGGUGACCCAGAGGUGCAGGGCCAUCCCACAGAGCCCCCGGCCACUCAACCCCCAAGGAAACACUACAGAGAACGCAACAGAGAACACUUCGCUACCAUACGCACUGCUUCACUGGUGACUCGUGAGAUGCAGGAGCACGAGCAGGACAGUGAGCUGAGGGAGCAGAUGUCUGGUUAUAAGAGGAUGAGGCGGCAGCACCAGAAACAUCUGAUGGGUCUGGAGAACAAGCUGAAGGCUGAGAUGGAUGAGCAUCGGCUCCGUCUGGACAAAGAGCUGGAGAGCCAGAGGAACAGCUUCGCCCAGGAGAUAGAGAAACUGGUCAAGAGACACCAGGCUGCUAUGGAGAAAGAUGCAAAGACAUUUAACAACGAUGAGAAGAAGUUCCAGCAGCACAUUCAGGUCCAGCAGAAGAAAGAACUCAGCAGCUUCCUGGAGUCUCAGAAACGAGAGUACAAACUUCGCAAGGAGCAGCUUAAAGAGGAGUUGAGUGAGAACCAGUCCACCCCUAAGAAGGGGAAGCAGGAGUGGCUGUCCAAGCAGAAGGAGAACAUCCAGCACUUCCAGGCUGAGGAGGAAGCCAACUUGUUGAGGAGACAGCGGCAGUACCUGGAGCUGGAGUGUCGACGCUUCAAACGGAGGAUACUCAUUGCCAGGCACAACGUGGAGCAGGACCUGGCACGAGAGGAGUUGAAUAAGCGUCAGACCCAGAAGGACUUUGAACAUGCCAUGCUGCUCAGACAUCACGAGUCGAUGCAGGAGCUGGAGUUCAGACAUCUGGGAACCAUCCAGAAGAUGAGAGCGGAGCUUAUCAGGACACAGCACCAGACAGAACUGACCAAUCAGCUGGAGUACAACAAGAGGAGGGAGAGAGAGCUGAGACGCAAACACGUCAUGGAGGUCCGACAGCAGCCCAAGAGUUUAAAGUCUAAGGAGAUGCAGAUUAAGAAGCAGUUCCAGGACACAUGUAAGAUCCAGACGCGUCAGUACAAGGCCCUGAGGAACCACCUGUUGGAGAGCACUCCCAAGGCCGACCACAAGGCGGUGCUCAAGAGGCUGAAGGAGGAGCAGACCAGGAAACUGGCCAUCCUGGCCGAGCAGUAUGACCACUCUAUCAACAACAUGCUGUCCACACAGGCUCUGCGAUUGGACGAGGCCCAGGAAGGGGAGUGUCAGGUGCUGAGGAUGCAGCUGCAGCAGGAGUUGGAGUUGCUGAACGCCUAUCAGAGUAAGAUCAAGAUGCAGACAGAAGCCCAGCACGACAGAGAGAGGAAGGAUCUGGAGCAGAGAGUGUCGCUCCGCAGGGCUCUUCUGGAACACAAGAUUGAGGAGGAGAUGCUGUCUCUGCAGAAAGAGCGUGUGGAGCGUAUCAGGUCCCUGUUGGAGCGCCAGGCCAGAGAGAUAGAGGCCUUUGACUCAGAGUCCAUGAGACUAGGUUUCAGCAACAUGGUCCUGUCUAACCUGCAGGGCUCAGACACACAGGGCAGCCCAGGGGGGUGGGGAGGAGGGGGGUCCGGACUGUCUCAUCAUGGUCACAGCCACCACCAGGGGGGGUCCAGCUCCCAGCAGCCGUGGGGUCACCCUGUACUCGCUGGGGGCCCCCCUCCCUGGAGUCUGCACCAGCCCUCUGGAGGGGGGAGUCAGAGGGGGAGUGCGGGAGGGGCGGUGGGGGCCAGGAACAGCCCCCAGGCUAUAAGGAGGGCGUCGACGUCAGGAGGGGGGCGGAGCGAACAGGCUCUGAGCAUGAGCACCAGCAUCACCUCUCAGAUCUCCAACGGAUCACACCUGUCAUACACCUAGACACCUACACACACACACCUGUCAUACACCUAGACACCUACACACACACCUGUCAUACACCUAGACACCUACAC